AUGAAAUCAUUGAUCCAGCACGCCGAUAUCGCUUCCGUUAUGCAGGAUAUCAAUAGCCGUGAAUCAAACGACAAGUCAUUCCCAUCUGUCUCAAUUAUCAUACCAGUUCAUAAUUCAAUCGAAUGGAUUGAAGAAUGUCUGGUUUCCGUUAUUGAUCAGACAUAUGUUGGGCGCAUUCAGGUUAGUCUAUAUGACGAUGCGUCGAACGAUGGCUCAGAUAUUAUGAUCCACGCAUGGAGAUCACUUUUCCAGCAGUUUGGAAUAUCUACCGUUGCAUCAGGGCGUUGCUGGGGAUACCAUCAGAAUAACGGGCAAUUGUUAUUUUGCAAUAUUCAUGAUUAUCAUUCAUGCCAUGCAGGAGGUAUAGGUCAUGGCAAAAACAUGGCAACAUGUCAGUCCACGGGAUCGUACCUUCUUUUCCUUGACGCCGAUGACGUAAUGUUCCCAACACGACUGGAAAAACAGCUUCAACUUGCAGCCAAAAACCCUGGAGCAAUCCUUGGAGGUUGCUGGAAACGUUUGCCGGCGGGCUCAACCGAACAUUAUGAAUCUUGGGCAAAUGUCCUUGAAUAUGAACGACUUUGGCUCGAACAGUUUCGCGAAGUCACAGUUCAAAUGCCAACGUGGUGCAUGUCUCGUUCUGUCUAUGAUGCACUUGGCGGAUUUGUGGAAUCGCCCCCUGGGGACGGAGAGGUAGGCAUUGAUUAUGAUUGCGGGCUGGUUCAACUGAUCGCACGAACCUGCCCAUACUUGUUAUUUGAAUGUCAUCCCGUCAAUCAUCCUUCCAAUAUGAAUCCUAAAUCAUACCUUCGUACUUUAUUGGACCCUCUUCAUCUGGGCGAGGACUUCAUCUUUUUUCAAUCAUUUCUCGAUUCAUUUGGUCCCAUCAAUUAUGAUGGUGGGCAUAGUUCUAUUGCACGAGCAGGGACCCCGGAGAACCCUACUCUGAUGUAUCGUUGGUCACCCGAGUCUGGAACAUCGCGUGUAUCUCGUAGACAGUUGGCUCGGAUUCGGGUUGCUGCGUUUGAACGACGUAUCCUAUCGCAGGCUUCAUGGAGUCAUUUUUCCAUCUGGGGUGCAGGCAGGGAUAGUCAUGUGUUUUUUUCGGAGCUCAGCAAAAAAGCCCAAAGUCAAGUUGUGGCUUUUGUUGAUCUAGAUUCAGGAAAGUGUGGAACUGCAUACACCAAUCACCAUUGUGGUACUCCGACAACCAUACCGAUCGUUCACUUCAAGGAGUUCUCAGAAUAUCUUCGCAAGGAGAGAGCUGCAUUGAAUGAUUCCGGUAGUGUGCCGGUUGUGGCAUGUGUUGCAAAACGCCGGAAGGGCGAAGGCUGCGCAGGAGAUCUUGAGUCCAACAUCGGAACUCUGGGGUUGCUUGAAGGGUUAUCCCUUUGGUAUUGUUACUGAUGUCAUAUACAGCAGGUCGGAUUAUGACUUCUUGGGCUCCUCCGUAGAACGACAAGCUCUUCGUAGGAUUAUUCAGCAAAGCCGAUCUUGCAUGACUCCGACUUGCAAAAUGUAACGCUCAACUGGUAUCGACGAACUGGUCUCGCACUAACCAGAUAGAUCGUUCCUUGAUUGAUAAAUUUUCUAUGAAAAUCUGUCUGCCGACAGACGUUGAGAAAUCCCGCUCGAAAUCCCGCUCGCUCAUGCCACUCGUGGGUGGGGUUGGGAGGGCGCGCACAACGCGCACGCACGUGGUCACAUGGGUGCAACACGGCGCGGAACCUAC
Molecule: messenger RNA, 1732 nt
Organism: Micromonas commoda
Lineage: Eukaryota; Viridiplantae; Chlorophyta; Mamiellophyceae; Mamiellales; Mamiellaceae
Product: glycosyltransferase family 2 protein
Exons: 2
Coding region: 1-1407 (468 amino acids)
Source: RefSeq, a predicted model, not a curated record